CCUCUUUCCCCCCUCACGGUCGGGGCGGUGGCGCUGUAGCCGCUGCGGCCUGUGAGGCAGUAACUCCCCUCCGCCCCUGCCCCAUUCCUCCUCCUUUCUCUCCGCUCCCUCCCACCUCCCUCCCCUCGCAGUCCCUCGCCCUAGUGAAUGUGGCGCGGCGGCGCGGGACGCAGCCUCGGCCCCUGCCGCGGCCCCGCGAGCUGGUGAAGAGACGAAGCUGCCCCCUGCUCCCGCCCCCUGCGCGUCUCGGGGAGCCACCACCGCUGGGGAAGGAGAACGAGGAGGGCAGCGGAGGCACGGCGGCGGGAAAACGGGAGAGGGAGGAGAAGAGGGUUCGAGGACUAGUGGGGAAGGCAGGGAGGGACGGACGGAAGGACGGACGGCCCGACGAGGGGGCCGCCAUUGAGCCUGCCAGGCUCUUCGGCUCAGGCUCCGGGUGGCGGCGGCAGCGGCGGCGCGGACGAAGGGCGCGGCAAGCACUGUCGAGACAAUAACCCUGCCGCCCGGCUCUGGGGGCGGCGGAGAGGAAGCGGUGGCGGCCUAGCACGGCCGAGGCUCGCCGAGCGCCCGGGCAGCGUCCUCGCCCCCGCCGGCCGGGUACCGCCGCCGGCCGGUGUGCGGGGCGCGCCAGUUGCCCGGAGCCCUAGGCUCCCGGCGGCGGUCCCGUCCCCUCCCCCUCUCCGGUGCGCGCGGAGCUGGUUUUCCGGGUUCCCCUGGACGGAGCUGGAUCCUGCUUCUCGCCAAGGCAGGAAGUGAGUUUCGCACUGCAAUUCCGGGCGGUGUCACGAGUGAAAAGUUUUUUUUUUUUCCUUCGGCGGAGAUCCUGGUUGGGGCUGGGAAACUCCUGCAAAACUCGAGACCAGGAAGCCAGCCCGCACCCCAACCCCCACCAAAGCCACCUACUCUUCUGCGGGAGGCCAGUCCACAUCCGCUCGCACCCGAGAGAGAAAUUCAGCUGGAUCCAAAGUGACUAAUGAAGGAAAGGAAAUCAUGUCAAACGAAGCCUUGAAAAAGCUGCCCUGAGACGCUGUCCCACCGAAAGAAUGUUGGCUCAAUUAAGAAACAUCAGGGAGAUAAAUUCAACCCAGUGCGUCUAAAAAUGACUACAAAACGAAGUUUGUUUGUGCGGUUGGUGCCAUGUCGCUGUCUACGAGGGGAAGAGGAGGCUGUCACUACUCUCGAUUAUUCUCAUUGCAGCUUGGAACAAGUUCCCAAAGAGAUUUUUAAUUUUGAAAAAACCUUGGAGGAGCUCUAUUUAGAUGCUAAUCAGAUUGAAGAGCUUCCAAAGCAACUUUUUAACUGUCAGUCUUUACACAAACUGAGUUUGCCAGACAAUGAUUUAACAACGUUACCAGCAUCCAUUGCGAACCUUAUUAAUCUCAGGGAACUGGAUGUCAGUAAGAAUGGAAUACAGGAGUUUCCAGAAAAUAUAAAAAAUUGUAAAGUUUUGACAGUUGUGGAGGCCAGUGUAAACCCUAUUUCUAAGCUCCCUGAUGGAUUUUCUCAGCUGUUAAACCUAACCCAAUUGUACCUGAAUGAUGCUUUCCUUGAGUUCUUGCCAGCUAAUUUUGGCAGAUUAACUAAACUCCAAAUAUUAGAACUUAGAGAAAACCAGUUAAAAAUGUUGCCUAAAACCAUGAAUAGACUGACCCAGCUGGAAAGACUGGAUUUGGGAAGUAACGAAUUCACGGAAGUGCCUGAAGUACUUGAGCAACUAAGUGGAUUAAAAGAGUUUUGGAUGGAUGCUAAUAGACUGACUUUUAUUCCAGGGUUUAUUGGUAGUUUGAAACAGCUUACAUAUUUGGAUGUUUCUAAAAAUAAUAUUGAAAUGGUUGAAGAAGGAAUUUCAGCAUGUGAAAACCUUCAAGACCUCCUAUUAUCAAGCAAUUCACUUCAGCAGCUUCCUGAGACUAUUGGUUUGUUGAAGAAUAUAACAACUCUUAAAAUAGAUGAAAACCAGUUAAUGUAUCUACCAGACUCUAUAGGAGGGUUAAUAUCAGUAGAAGAACUGGAUUGUAGUUUUAAUGAAGUUGAAGCUUUGCCUUCAUCUAUUGGGGAGCUUACUAACUUAAGAACUUUUGCUGCUGAUCAUAAUUACUUACAACAGUUGCCCCCUGAGAUUGGAAGCUGGAAAAAUAUAACUGUGCUGUUUCUCCAUUCCAAUAAACUUGAGACACUUCCAGAGGAAAUGGGUGAUAUGCAAAAAUUAAAAGUCAUUAAUUUAAGUGACAAUAGAUUAAAAAAUUUGCCCUUUAGCUUUACAAAGCUACAGCAAUUGACAGCUAUGUGGCUCUCAGAUAAUCAGUCCAAACCCCUGAUACCUCUUCAAAAAGAAACUGAUUCAGAGACCCAGAAAAUGGUGCUUACUAACUACAUGUUCCCUCAACAGCCAAGGACUGAGGAUGUUAUGUUUAUAUCAGAUAAUGAAAGUUUUAACCCUUCAUUGUGGGAGGAACAGAGGAAACAGCGGGCUCAAGUUGCAUUUGAAUGUGAUGAAGACAAAGACGAAAGGGAGGCACCUCCCAGGGAAGGAAAUUUAAAAAGAUACCCAACACCAUACCCAGAUGAGCUUAAGAAUAUGGUCAAAACUGUUCAAACCAUUGUACAUAGAUUAAAAGAUGAAGAGACCAGUGAAGACUCUGGAAAAGAUGUGAAAUCACAUGAAGAUCAACAAGAUAUAAAUAAUGAUGGAGGUGUGAAGACCUCAGAAAGUACAACUACAGUAAAAAGCGAAGUUGAUGAAAGAGAAAAGUGUAUGAUAGGGAACUCUAUACAGAAGAUCAGUGAACCUGAAGCUGAGAUUAGUCCUGGGAGUUUACCAGUGACUGCGAAUAUGAAAGCCUCUGAGAACUUGAAGCAUAUUGUUAACCAUGAUGAUGUUUUUGAGGAAUCUGAAGAACUUUCUUCUGAUGAAGAGAUGAAAAUGGCAGAGAUGCGACCACCAUUAAUUGAAACCUCUAUUAACCAGCCAAAAGUCGUAGCACUUAGUAAUAACAAAAAAGAUGAUACAAAGGAAACAGAUUCUUUAUCGGAUGAAGUUACACACAAUAGCAAUCAGAAUAAUAGCAAUUGUUCUUCUCCGUCUCGGAUGUCUGAUUCAGUUUCUCUUAAUACUGAUAGUAGUCAAGACACCUCACUCUGCUCUCCAGUGAAACAAACUCAUAUUGAUAUGAAUUCCAAAAUCAGGCAAGAAGAUGAAAAUUUUAACAGCCUUUUACAAAAUGGAGAUAUUUUAAACAAUUCAACAGAGGAAGAGUUCAAAGCUCAUGAUAAAAAAGAUUUUAACUUACCUGAAUAUGAUUUGAAUAUUGAAGAGCAAUUAGUUCUAAUUGAGAAAAGUGUUGAUUCAACAGCCACAGCUGAUGACACUCACAAAUUAGAUCACAUCAAUAUGAAUCUUAAUAAGCUUAUAACUAAUGAUACAUUUCAACCAGAGAUCAUGGAAAGAUCAAAAACACAGGAUAUCAUGCUUGGAACAGACUUUUUAAGCAUUAAUUCUAAAGAGGAAACUCAGCACUUGGAAAAUGGAAAUAAGUAUCCUAAUCUGGAAUCCGUAAAUAAGGUAAAUGGACACUCUGAGGAAACUUCACAGUCUCCUAAUAGGACUGAACGACUUGACACUGAUUGUUCUGUUGACUUAGGUAUUUCCAAAAGCACUGAAGAUCUCUCCCCUCAGAAAAGUGGUCCAGUUGGAUCUGUUGUGAAAUCUCAUAGCAUAACUAAUAUGGAAAUUGGAGGGCUAAAAAUCUAUGACAUUCUUAGUGAUAAUGGACCUCAGCAGCCAAAUACAACAGUUAAAAUCACAUCUGCUGUCGAUGGAAAAAAUAUAGUCAGGAGCAAGUCUGCCACAUUGUUGUGUGAUCAACCAUUGCAGGUAUUUACCGGUUCUUCUUCAUCUUCUGAUUUAAUUUCAGGAACAAAAGCAAUUUUCAAGUUUGAUUCAAAUCAUAAUGCCGAAGAGCCAAAUAUAAUAAGAGGCCCCACAGUUGGCCCACAAUCUACACCUCAAAUAUAUGGUCCUCCACAGUAUAAUAUCCAAUACAGUAGCAAUGCUGCAGUCAAAGACACUUUGUGGCACUCCAAACAAAAUCCCCAAAUAGAUCAUGCCAGUUUUCCGCCUCAGCGCCUUCCUAGAUCAGAGAGCACAGAAAAUCAAAGUUAUGCUAAACAUUCUGCCAAUAUGAAUUUCUCUAAUCAUAACAAUGUGCGAGCUAAUACUGCAUACCAUUUACAUCAGAGACUUGGCUCAGCGAGACAUGGGGAAAUGUGGGCCAUCUCACCAAAUGACCGACUCAUUCCUGCAGUAACUCGAAGUACAAUUCAGCGACAAAGUAGUGUGUCCUCCACAGCCUCUGUAAAUCUUGGUGAUCCAGGUCCUACAAGGCGGGCCCAGAUUCCUGAAGGAGAUUAUUUAUCAUACAGAGAGUUCCACUCAGUGGGAAGAACUCCUCCAAUGAUGCCAGGAUCACAGAGACCUCUUUCUGCACGAACAUACAGCAUUGAUGGUCCGAAUGCAUCAAGGCCUCAGAGUGCUCGACCCUCUGUUAAUGAAAUACCAGAGAGAACUAUGUCAGUUAGUGAUUUCAAUUAUUCACGGACUAGUCCUUCAAAGAGACCAAAUGCGAGGGUUGGUUCUGAGCAUUCUUUAUUAGAUCCUCCAGGAAAAAGUAAAGUUCCUCAUGAUUGGAGAGAACAGGUACUUCGACAUAUUGAGGCCAAAAAGUUAGAAAAGAGCAUGCUGUCAAGGUCCUUUAAUUCCAAUUUUACUGCUGUAAGCAGUUUUCACUAUGGCAGCUCUAGGGAUCUGCAUGGCAGCCAGGGCAGUCUUGCCUUGAGUGUUGCAGACGGAAGAGGUUCUGGUGGGCACAUUUUUCGAAUGCCUUUGAGUAAUGGACAGAUGGGCCAGCCUCUCAGGCCUCAGGCAAAUUAUAGUCAAAUACAUCAUCCCCCUCAGGCAUCUGUGGCAAGGCAUCCCUCUAGAGAACAACUAAUUGAUUACUUGAUGCUGAAAGUGGCCCACCAGCCUCCAUAUACACAGCCCCAUUGUUCUCCUAGACAAGGCCAUGAACUGGUAAAACAAGAGAUUCGAGUGAGAGUUGAAAAAGAUCCAGAACUUGGAUUUAGCAUAUCAGGUGGUGUCGGGGGUAGAGGAAACCCAUUCAGACCGGAUGAUGAUGGUAUAUUUGUAACAAGGGUACAACCUGAAGGACCAGCAUCAAAAUUACUGCAGCCAGGUGAUAAAAUUAUUCAGGCUAAUGGCUACAGUUUUAUAAAUAUUGAACAUGGACAAGCAGUGUCCUUGCUAAAAACUUUCCAGAAUACGGUUGAACUCAUCAUUGUACGAGAAGUUUCCUCAUAAGCACUGUGGACAAAAAAAGGGGUGGGGGGAAGACAGCAAGAUUUAUUGGAAGAUACUUGCAGGGGAAAUUAAUAUUUUGACUAUUUUUAUAUAUAAAGAAGAACUCAAAAAAUUAUGUUCAAAUUUGUACAUUAAUGAAGUAAUGGAACUUGUGGUUAGAGGGAAAGAACCACUGUACAGAAUAUAAAGAAGACUGUUGAAUUCAUACCAUAUAAAACUUGUUAGGUUUUUAAACAUAGCAAUCAAGGUUACAAAAACAAACCUGUGUUGUUUUUGUAUAGAUUGUAGGUUUAUUUUUGGAUUUCAUACAUGACUGAACUGUGUGCAAGGCAAUAGUUAGCCUUGAUUUUAGCCCAGAGACAGAUGGCAGAGCUAUCUAUCUCAUAGCUUUUAUGCCCUUAUUUUUAUUCAACUGGUAUUAAUGUUUUUCUCCUGAAACUACUUUUUUUGAUGUGGGCAAGAUAUUUGAAGUGUUGGCUUUUGCUAUGUGCAUAUUGAACUGAAGAGUGAGUAGGUGAAGUUGGUGCUGGUGGAUUCACUUUCCAAGGCCAGAUUAAAACAGUUAUUUUCUAUAAAAAUCUGGAAGCAAAGAAUGGGGACGGGGGGAGCUAUGUGGUAAUAUGUUUUUAUUAAGAGAACAAUGCAAUAAAAUAUGUAAUGUCUUUUUUAAAAAGCAAAAAAGACAAUAAUUGCAUUUUAUGAGCUCUACAGGAUCUGUUCUUGUCAUAGCCAUUGACUAUACAUUUGCUACUGGUGAUUGAGUUUUUAAUUUUUUAGUCACAGGAAAAUUUUAUCUCUACUGUAGAUGCAUGUCCAUGCAUUUUCUGUGUUAUGGAAAUCCCGAUUUUUUUUUCUUCAAAUGGUGGUACUUGCAAUCUGUUUUAUAAUUAGUGCUCCAUUUAAAUCUAAUUUAUAAUUUUUAUUUUAAGCAGCAAAUGAAACAAAAAUGGCCAAUUAUAAGACUGUGUUGCCUGUAACACAAAAUGUAAGAAAGUUUAGUAGGAAAGCCUCUUUUUUCUGUUUGGCCUUGCAUUGCCUUGGUAAAGUAAAAAAGGAAACAGUACGCAUGGAGCUAGGAAACCAAAGUAAGUUUGUGAAACUGGCACAGUGAUAGAGAAUUGCUGUGGAGAGUUGUAGAGCAAAGGGAUGGGUCCUUGAGGCCUACCAGUGUGUAAAGGUGUUCAAAUAAAGGGCUGUUUCUACAGGUAACAUUAAAUGUGAACUCAACACUUCAGAGUCUUUAAAGGGUUUCUACGUGUAUCAGUGUAAUAGUGUUUUACCACCAACUGCCUUUGUUCCUAGUUACUGUAAUAAAUAUUUGAUGAUAAUAGAGGUUUAUUAAUUUUGUUAUCCAGACCAUUAGUUUUUAUUUGUUUUUGUUUCAUGUAAUCAAAUAAAAUUUGAGUAACAUACAAUGGUAAGGAUUAAUGCAUGGUUAUUUGGACCAGAAAAAAGUGCCAUAGAAGACCAAUAACUGUUUAGUUAAGGCUAGUCUGGAACCUUUCAUUAGAGCAAUAUUUGGUUAUUGCAUUUCAUUUUAUUUACUAAAAUGCAAUUUGGGAAUUUUUAAUCUGUUAUGCUUUAUCAACCUUGAUUUUAAUUAAGACUUUUAUAAGACUAGCUUAAAACACCAACCCACAUUAUUUUUGCAAAAGCGAGUUGGACUCAUGUUCCAUUCUUGCUAGUCAGAGUGAAUAGGCAGCACUUUUAAAAAUAUGUGAACUCAAAUAUUGCACUUCUUUCAAGAUGUUAUCAAUUGGUUAUUGUACUGUAUAGUUUUAAUAAUUUUGAUUGAAACCCUUUAACAACUCUUUGUAAAUUUUAACUCAUUUUAGUUGAUUUUCAGUACUAUUUACAUAGGAAUUGAUUUUUAUGGACAUAGUAGAAGAAAUGUGCUGUAUUUUGAUAAAAUUCACUUAUUGUAUGUGUGUUGUAAUCUCUAAAAAAAAAAAAAAAGAAUGACAGCUUCUUUAAGA
Messenger RNA from Saimiri boliviensis boliviensis (Bolivian squirrel monkey), 7335 nucleotides. It is a transcript of the gene ERBIN, whose product is annotated as erbb2 interacting protein. The record is from RefSeq and is a predicted model, not a curated record. Gene Ontology annotation, cellular component: basolateral plasma membrane; postsynaptic membrane; adherens junction. Gene Ontology annotation, biological process: neurotransmitter receptor transport postsynaptic membrane to endosome; cell-cell adhesion; receptor clustering. NCBI's taxonomy places the organism in Eukaryota, Metazoa, Chordata, Mammalia, Primates, Cebidae. Gene Ontology annotation, molecular function: protein kinase binding.